GGGAGACCGGUACUUAAAGUUGGAGACCCGAGCCCGGGAGUUGGCGGAGCGCGCUCGCGCGGGGCUGCACUUGCUCGCGUCCGGCCGCGGGCUCCACGGGACGGGCCGGCUCCCGGGGCAGGGCCGGAGUCGGUGUCGCGGCGGGACAUGCGCUGCGCCGCCUCUAACCGCGGGCUGUGCUCUUCUUCCAGGUGGCCGGCCGGCUGCUGAGCCCUCCGCCGCGCGGGGAGACGGUAUGCGCCCUGCCCGCGGCCACUGGCCAUGACCAUGACCCUCCACACCAAAGCAUCCGGAAUGGCCCUGCUCCACCAGAUCCAAGGGAACGAGCUGGAGCCCCUGAACCGCCCGCAGCUCAAGAUCCCCCUGGAGCGGCCCCUGGGCGAGGUGUACGUGGAGAGCAGCAAGCCCCCCGUGUACGACUACCCCGAGAGCGCCGCGUAUGACUUCAACGCCGCGGCCGCCGCCUCCGCGUCCGUCUACGGCCAGUCCGGCCUCGCCUACGGCCCGGGGUCCGAGGCGGCGGCGUUCGGCGCCAACGGCCUGGGGGGCUUCCCGCCGCUCAACAGCGUGUCUCCCAGCCCGCUGAUGCUGCUGCACCCGCCGCCGCAGCUCUCGCCCUACCUGCACCCCCAAGGCCAGCAGGUGCCCUAUUACCUGGAGGACGAGCCGAGCGGCUAUGCCCUGCGCGAGGCCGGCCCUCCGGCGUUCUACAGGCCAAAUGCAGAUAGUCGACGCCAGGGAGGUAGAGAGAGAUUGGCCAGCUCCGGUGACAAGGGAAGCAUGGCCAUGGAAUCUGCCAAGGAGACUCGCUACUGUGCAGUGUGCAAUGACUAUGCCUCAGGGUACCAUUAUGGAGUCUGGUCCUGCGAGGGCUGUAAGGCUUUCUUCAAGAGAAGUAUUCAAGGACAUAAUGACUACAUGUGUCCGGCUACCAACCAGUGCACGAUUGAUAAAAACAGGAGGAAAAGCUGUCAGGCCUGCCGGCUACGCAAGUGCUACGAAGUAGGAAUGAUGAAAGGGGGGAUACGGAAAGAUCGGAGAGGAGGGAGAAUGUUGAAACACAAGCGCCAGAGAGACGAUGGGGAGGGCAGGAAUGAAGCAGGGCCCUCUGGAGACUUGAGGGCUUCCAACUUUUGGCCAAACCCUCUCUUGAUUAAGCACACUAAGAAGAACAGCCCAGCCUUGUCCCUGACAGCCGAGCAAAUGGUCAGUGCCUUGCUGGAUGCUGAGCCUCCUCUCAUCUAUUCCGACUACGAUGCUAGCAGACCCUUCAGCGAGGCUUCCAUGAUGGGUCUGCUGACCAACCUUGCAGACAGGGAGCUGGUUCACAUGAUCAACUGGGCGAAGAGGGUGCCAGGCUUUGUGGAUUUGUCCCUCCAUGAUCAGGUCCACCUUCUGGAAUGUGCCUGGCUAGAGAUCCUGAUGAUUGGUCUUGUCUGGCGCUCCAUGGAGCACCCAGGAAAGCUCCUAUUUGCUCCUAACUUGCUCCUGGACAGAAACCAGGGAAAAUGUGUAGAGGGCAUGGUGGAGAUCUUUGACAUGUUGCUGGCUACAUCAUCUCGGUUCCGUAUGAUGAAUCUCCAGGGAGAGGAGUUUGUGUGCCUCAAAUCCAUCAUUUUGCUUAAUUCUGGAGUGUACACAUUUCUGUCCAACACCCUGAACUCUCUGGAAGAGAAGGACCAUAUCCACCGUGUCUUGGACAAGAUCACAGACACCUUGAUCCAUCUGAUGGCCAAAGCAGGCCUGACUCUGCAGCAGCAGCACCGGCGCCUGGCCCAGCUCCUCCUCAUCCUCUCCCACAUCAGGCACAUGAGUAACAAAGGCAUGGAGCAUCUGUACAACAUGAAGUGCAAGAAUGUGGUGCCCCUCUACGACCUGCUGCUGGAGAUGCUGGAUGCCCACCGCCUGCACGCCCCAGCCAACCACGGGGACAUACCCAUGGAGGAGACAAACCAAAGCCAGCUAGCCACCACUGGCUCAACUUCAUCACAUUCCUUGCAAACAUAUUACAUCGCCGGGGAGGCGGAGGGUUUCCCCAACACAAUCUGAGAGCUCCUCGGCUCCCCCAAGGUUCUGAGAAUCCCUGCCAUGUUUUAUCCAUGUCAUGCCUCACUCUAGCAGAAUUCUGCUCUUGCACACACUCCAGCAUGCAUCCGCCACUCUGGCUUUCUAAUAUGAGUGGCCAUACAUUUGCUUGCUCAGUUCUUAGUGGCACGCCUUCUUUUGGGAACAGCCAAAGGGAUUCCAGGGCUAAAUUCUUUGUAACAGCUUUCUGUCUCUGUUAUAUUACUAAGCGUGAGGAUUCCUAGAGCUUUUCACGACUGAACUCAGUCUAUGAGCUGGGGCUCAGAUGACUCUGUGCAUUUAAGCUACUGGCUGUGACCCAGCCCUGUAGAGUGGGCAUUUCACCGCUGUGAAGCACUUUUUAAUGAAUCUAAGAAUAAGCCACAGGAAAGAAUCAAAAGUGGCUCCUUUAAUUGCUGACUUGGAGAACGCUAGGUCAAGGGUUUAUUAUAUCAUCCUCUUGUAUUCCUAUAGUAAUACAUUAUUUUAUUAAAGUAAUAUCUUAAAGCUUUUGCUCAGUUGCAUGGCUGUAACAGAAUAUCUGGUGAUUGUCUAUUCAUUUCCCCUAUAGGAAUACAAGAUGCACAGAGGGAAGGAAGAUUCCCUGAUUGUCAAGACUUUGUCAACUUAAUACACUGCACCUUUAGAUUUGCUGAAUGUUCUUCCGUUGGCUUUUAUGAGCACUAUGUGCGGGAUCAUGGGUUCCAGUUAAUUCUUGCUUCCCAUGGCCCUAUAAAAACAGCUGUUGAUCCCAGUUAUGUCAACUCCACAUAGACCAGUUUCCCUGUGAGGGAUAAAUUCUUGUUUUUUGUUUUUGUUUUAUAAAAGAAAACCCCCAGGACUUGGCAGUGAAUUGGCUUCAGGACCGGUUCUGGUGUGGUCUCACACUUAUCAGCAGAGGGCGCUCUACUUGAAUCUUCCUGGUGUGUAACUUACACUGGAGGUGAAUUAGCCAUGUGUAGUGCCCAGCCUAUGACCAAGGGUAGUUUAAAUGAGCGGGCACCCUGGUGACACUUUUAGGGCUAAAUAGUAAAUGGGCAUGAUUAUUGUAGGUACUAGAGAACAAGGAGGAAAGCAGGGUAGAAACUGGACAAAACUGAGGCUCAGGGCGGCCCUGCCAGAGGCUGCAUCUACCAGGGAUGGCUCCUGGCAGACCCCAUAUUGCACUGUGGGGCUGCCCUGGGAUCCACGGGGCAGUUUUCCUCUUCAUUUCCCGGCAUGGCCCUGAAUGGAAGCAGCAGCAGACAGCUGCCUUCCUACAGUGGGCCCAGCGCACUGUAGGGCCAGGGAGGAGAGCAAGCUUAGGAGUGCUCCCUACUCAGGCCGCUUGGGGCACGCCCUUGGUUGUUUCGAGCUCAUCCAAAAAUCAGAGUUUGGCCUUGGGAAAACAAAAAAACAUAAAACAACAUCCCCCAGAGCUCCUUUCUCUAAACUUUGUAAGCCAGGCUAGCAAGACUAGCAUUAGGCCACAGGAAUCCUUUGACCUCUAGGCUAAAAAGGAAAGGCUCACUCCAGCCAGAGGGCAGCCUUCCCCGGGCCAAAGAAGGUUUGCUUUCUUCUGGUGACCUCAUUGUCUGUAAGUUGAACCCCAUUGAGAGGCGAUGCGUUAGCCAACAACCCAGCGAAGUUUCUCGGGCUUCUCUUGGGAUGUCAGUUUCAAAAAGUAGAUCGCAUUCAUUUCUGAUUGCCCAGUAAGUGGUCACCAAAGGACUGGGAACCUGGGAGGGCAAAAAAAAAAAAAAA
Molecule: messenger RNA, 3807 nt
Organism: Ceratotherium simum simum (southern white rhinoceros)
Lineage: Eukaryota; Metazoa; Chordata; Mammalia; Perissodactyla; Rhinocerotidae
Source: RefSeq, a predicted model, not a curated record